This is a messenger RNA of Melampsora larici-populina 98AG31, 1189 nucleotides long. RefSeq lists its product as uncharacterized. The record is from RefSeq and is a predicted model, not a curated record. Bases 74 to 670 code for a protein of 198 amino acids. The transcript has 3 exons. Lineage: Eukaryota; Fungi; Basidiomycota; Pucciniomycetes; Pucciniales; Melampsoraceae.
ACAUCAUCGACAUCAACGUGACGAUCAAUCAGGAAACGAUAGCAUUGAGAUUGUUGAUGAAACAGAUGUUAGCAUGAGUUACGAUAGUCGAGCAGAUGAUACAAUGGAUGACGCAUUCGAAGGACUCGAGAAUGUUCGGGCAUGUUGUAAUGGAAAGCACGAUGUCGGAACACUUUCACGGCAUCAUGACCACGGCAGCCGACCACCAUCUCGAGGGCCAAUGGGUGGUAGCCGACCACCAUCAAGAGGAGCCCUUGCUUCAUCUCUGAGUAGCAUAUAUCAUGAUGUGGACAGUAACUCAUCAAUGAACAUGCGACAACAUGAUAGUCCAAGUGUUCGAGCUUCUAAUAUCAAUAGCCUUCGAAACAGGUUAGGUGGUGCGAUCUCACCCGCAUCAUAUUCUGGCAGUAUCAAGGGUAAAAGUUCGACAAUAUUAGAUGGUACAAGAUAUAAUUCGGUGGGCAACUCAUCACCAUCUGGUACUAUUAGUAGUCAGUUUGGUAAAACUCAGCGUAAGUCUCAACUCAUGCAAGAUUUAGGUAUCCUUAUGCAAGAUAAACCCACAGUUGAGAGAUUAGAUACAUCCCCACCUCGAGCUAGCAGUCGACUAAGUCGAAAAAGUAUUAGUACAACAUUAAGUGACAGUAUCAGAGGAAGAGCAGGUGGAUGAAGAAGUAGAAGAAGACGAGAAAACAAACUUGAAUGCUUGGUUUAAUGUGAAGUAUAUGGAAACGAUUUUUUUACGAUUUAGGAAGGCAAGAAUUUAAUAUUGAAAUACAUGAUGGAAUGAUUGAUAGAUACGAGAUAACUUUAAUUGUACGAAUGGUGGCUGAUUUUUUGAUUUUUUUUCGAUGAUGAUCGCACACAAAGAGAAAGUGGGAUUUGAUUUCUUUUGGAUUUAUUGAAGAUUAACAAUAUAGAAUAUAAAUCUUGAAAAGAUUAAAAUUGUAAAGAUGGUUUUUCGUUUGCUUUGGUUUCCUUAAGGGUUACAUUCUUUUUUUUCAAACUUUGAUUACAUAUAUUUAGUUUUUAUUUAAUAAGAUUUACCUUUUUUGAAAUCUUUGGUAUUUUGCUUUCUCUUUUGAUUACUGUUUUUCUUUGUUGGAGAUUGGAUUUUAGAAUGGGAAGGACCCUUUUUUGCUACCUAAAUUAUUGCGUAAUACAGUCAUUACUCAUGGUUUUUUUUCUU